AGUCGGGGUUACAGCAAGCCUCUGGAGCCUCUGGACCGGAGGACUUUAGACUCUGAGGGAGCAGAAACGUCGACAAGCAACAGGACGACAACAUAACAAACAAACAGCAGUGGCAGCCGGCUGGAUAUUUCCCCCCUUCAGCAGCUAACAAACACUCCGUGAAAUGCAGCACUCGGUAGGAUGAUCAGGAAUCAAGAAGAAGAUGAGUUUGUCGCAGUGCGGGUUCAAGAUCCCCGCAUUCAGAACGAAGGCUCGUGGAAUUCACAUGUUGACUUUAAGAUAUUCCUACAUACCAACAGUAAAGCCUUCACAGCGAAGACUUCCUGUGUGCGGCGACGCUACAGCGAGUUUGUUUGGCUCAAAAAGAAACUGCAGAAAAAUGCAGGUUUGGUGCCGGUCCCAGAGCUGCCAGGAAAGUCUCUGUUCUCCUUCAGCAACGAGGACUUCCUGGAGAGGAGAAGGAAAGGACUUCAGGCCUUUCUGGACAAAGUGGUGAACAUGACCGUGUGCCUGUCAGACAGCCAGCUGCACCUCUUCCUGCAGACCCAGCUGCCCGUCGGUCACAUCCAGGACUGCGUGCAGGGACACACUCCGUACACGGUGACGGACGCCAUCCUCACCUACGCCUCGUCCAAUCGGGGCUUUGCUCAGGCUCAGGAGGACGACUCCAUCAAAGAGCCGAGUCUGACGGUUUCCUACGAGUCCAUGGAGAGUCCGGCUCCUCAUCAACCAACCGAAGACACCGUCAGACCCGAGCUGCUGCCCUGCGCCGACCCCGACCCUCUCGAAGGUUUACUGGAGAUCCACGACAGAGACACAGCAGAGAGACCGUCGAUAAGAGUCCUCCAGAAACAGAACCACCUGGAGGCCGUCGUCGAGGACUUCGGCCCGACAGAGGCGAGCUUCUUCCUGGGCGACGGAUCGCCCGACAGCCUCAGCCUCUCAGAACAGACUCAGCCGAGGAGCUGUCAGAUCCAGACUCCCGUGGAGGUGCACUCGCCCAUGGGGGACGGCUUUGAGGAGAACUACGGGUUUGAGGAGGAGCGCACCGUUACCGAGGAAACGUCAGAGACAAUAGAGCAGACGACAGAGACAAUAGAGGAGACGGUUUCUCUUCUUACUGACCUGAAGGAGAUGGAGAAUCUAGAAAAGAUCAGCUGUGAACUCGCAGAAAAAUGUGCAAAUUAUGUUUUAGAUUUUACAGACUCGAAUGAGCAGAGUGUCGAGGAAGACGCCGAGGAAGACGCUGAGGAAGACGUCUCCUCCGAAAAUCAGGUUUUAGAAAAUCACGUCGCCUCUGAGGUCAGCGAACGCCUCGUUACAGAUGUCACCCGUCCCGAGGAGAACGGCACACCAGACGAGUAUCGAGAGCCGGAGAAGGAAACUAGCGACGAACUGCUGAAAGAAGAAGAAGAGGAGACGACACCUCAGCCUGAAGUCCCCGAGGUGGGUCAACACGUGGUCGGGGUCCCAGAGGAGGACCGAGACCAGGCCGAGCAGCAGGAAGUGGAUCUGACUAAAGAGGAGAGCGACGAGGACAGCCAGUCACUGCCGUCAUCCAAUGAGAGCAUCGUUAAGGUGAGCGAUGAAGAGGAGGAGGAAGAGGAGGAAGUGUGCGACGGAGUGAAAACCCCCCCCAACGUCGACGUCUCUCAUUGGUCGGACGUGGACGCGUGCAGCAGGAACAUUUUGGACCUGCAGAUGAACGGCUGCUCGGCGGAGAAAGACCUGCCGUACCUCUCCGACCUCUCUGACCUCCGAGACCUCAGCGACUCGUUGGACGUCGGCUCGAACGUAUCCGGCGGAGAUUUAAACGAAAACAGCGACUUCAGCAUCUUAGAGACGAGCCGCGUCCCCGAGCUCGCCGACGGAAGACCCUCGGAGGAGACUCACGAGGUGGAGGUGCAUUAAUUAAACAAAUGAAUAACAUCAACUGAAACUCCUGCUGUCCGUAUAACUUUAAAAAAAAAAUUAUUAUCAUUUUAUUUUGAAAAUCCUUCUCGUAUACUCUCAGGUACAGUAAAU
Scomber japonicus (chub mackerel) is the source of this 2025-nucleotide messenger RNA. RefSeq names its product sorting nexin 11 (gene snx11). The coding region runs from base 181 to 1911 and encodes 576 amino acids. Gene Ontology annotation, molecular function: phosphatidylinositol binding. Lineage: Eukaryota; Metazoa; Chordata; Actinopteri; Scombriformes; Scombridae. Gene Ontology annotation, biological process: intracellular protein transport. The record is from RefSeq and is a predicted model, not a curated record. The transcript has 7 exons.